Messenger RNA from Gambusia affinis (western mosquitofish), 488 nucleotides. RefSeq lists its product as uncharacterized. NCBI's taxonomy places the organism in Eukaryota, Metazoa, Chordata, Actinopteri, Cyprinodontiformes, Poeciliidae. The record is from RefSeq and is a predicted model, not a curated record. The transcript has 8 exons. The coding region runs from base 109 to 447 and encodes 112 amino acids.
GUCAAAGUGACAGCGACUGAGAAGAGGCCAGGGAAACCAAACAGACAGCGUGUGGACACGUAGAAGUCAAAAUCAUAAGAAAACUGAAAAUUAGUGGCGAUUUCAGAUAUGGGAAAAAGGAGGAACUCCCCAGAGAGGAAUUUUGUGGGGGGCGACAGGAGUGCAUCCUCUGGAAACGGGGAAAGUGACAUGGAAGAAGAAACCAACAAACAGCAAGUCGAUCAAAAUCUCUCACAUGAAAAUAAAGAAAAUACACCUGAAAACAAGCCUGUUGAGACAAAGGAAGCACAAAAUGAAAAUCAGGAAGAGAAUAAUCAUCAAAACCAAAAAAGUGACAAUAAUCCAAUUCAAAGCAGUUCUGAAGACAUGAAGGAAGAAACCAACAAACAGCAAAGCGAUCAAAAUCUUUCACAUGAAGAUGAAGAAAAUACACCUGAAAACAAGUAAGCAUUUGAACAAUUUUAAGAAAUAUUUUAGAUUGAAUGAAU